Messenger RNA from Punica granatum (pomegranate), 4657 nucleotides. The record is from RefSeq and is a predicted model, not a curated record. Lineage: Eukaryota; Viridiplantae; Streptophyta; Magnoliopsida; Myrtales; Lythraceae.
AAAAAUAUCUCUCUCCCUCUCUCUCUCUCUCUCUCUCUUUUUCUCAUCUCUUCCUCCAUGGUUGGAAACUGAAAGAGGAGGAGUAGUAGGAGGAGGAGAAAGUGUGUCAGAAAUCGAGAAAAGCUCAGAGCUUUGUGUACUUUCUCCUUGGGUACACUGUAAAGUUGCCAGCUUUCUGACUAGGAGAGUCUCGGAUCUGGGGGCCAACUGAAGUGAGUGGAACUUUCUUCAAAUGGCAGCCGCAGCUUUAGCCGGAGAUGACAUCGUCCGGCAGACGAGUAGCCGGCGGAGCUGGAGGUCGGGCAGCGUGAGGGACGUGUGGAACGCACCCGAUGUAUUUCAAAGGAGCAGCCGAGGGCAGGUCAGUGGCCGGGAGGAUGAUGAGGAGGAGCUCCAGUGGGCGGCCAUCGAGCGGCUGCCCACCUACGACCGCAUGAGGAAGGGGGUCCUAACACAAGCGAGGAGCCACGGGCGGAUUAUGCACAGUGAAGUUGACGUGACCAGGCUUGGGGCUCAGGAGAAGAAGGUCCUGAUGGAGAGCAUCCUCAAGGUCGUUGAGGAGGACAAUGAGAAGUUCCUAAGGCGGCUGAGGGACAGGACCGAUCGGGUUGGAAUUGAGAUCCCGAAGAUCGAGGUCCGGUUCCAGAACCUGUCUAUUGAGGGGGAUGCUUAUGUUGGUACCAGAGCUCUUCCCACUCUCCUCAACUCCGCCUUGAACGCGAUUGAGGGAGGUCUUAGCAUGGUAGGUCUCGCCCCAUCGAAGAAAAGGGUUGUGAAGAUACUUCAAGAUGUCAGUGGCAUCAUCAGACCCUCAAGGAUGACUCUGCUGCUUGGACCGCCUGGUUCUGGUAAAACAACUCUACUGAAGGCACUUGCAGGAAAAUCCGAUGAUGAUCUGAGGGUAACCGGCAAGAUCACCUUCUGUGGGCACGAAUUUAACGAGUUUGUUCCACAGAGAACUUGUGCUUACAUCAGUCAAUAUGACCUUCACACUGGUGAGAUGACCGUCCGCGAGACCUUAGACUUCUCCGGCCGUUGCCUUGGAGUUGGGUCCCGUUAUGAGAUGUUGGCUGAGCUCUCGAGGCGAGAGAGAGAGGCUGGGAUAAAGCCCGAUCCAGAGAUUGAUGCUUUCAUGAAGGCCACUGCGAUGAUCGGACAGGAAACGAACUUAGGCACUGAUUAUGUCCUCAAGCUUCUUGGCUUAGAUAUUUGUGCGGAUGUUAUGGUAGGAGACGACAUGAGAAGAGGUAUCUCCGGUGGACAGAAGAAGCGUGUCACUACAGGGGAGAUGCUGGUGGGGCCUGCGAAGGCCUUUUUCAUGGACGAGAUAUCUACUGGGCUCGACAGUUCGACGACAUUCCAGAUUAUCAAGUUCAUGAGGCAGAUGGUCCACAUCAUGGACAUAACCAUGGCGAUCUCCCUCCUGCAGCCUGCCCCGGAGACAUACAAUCUCUUUGACGAUAUCAUUCUCCUUUCUGAGGGUCGCAUCGUCUACCAGGGGCCUCGGGAGAACGUCCUCCAGUUCUUUGAGCACAUGGGCUUCAAGUGCCCAGAAAGAAAAGGAGUCGCUGACUUUCUCCAGGAAGUGACAUCCAAGAAGGACCAGGAGCAGUACUGGUGCCGGAAGAACCAACCAUACCAGUACGUAUCUGCAGUUGAGUUCUCGCAGGCUUUCAACUCGUUUCAUGUCGGGCAACAGCUCCUAGAGGAGUUACGGAUCCCCUAUGACAAGUCGCUGGCCCACCCCGCAGCCCUGGUGAAGGACAAGUAUGGGAUCUCCAACUGGGAGCUCUUCAAAGCCUGUUUUGCCCGAGAGUGGCUCCUCAUGAAACGGAGCACACCUGUGUACAUCUUCAAGACCUUCCAGAUCACGGUCAUGGCCAUUAUUGCACUUACCGUGUUCUUAAGGACGGAGAUGAAUGCAGGCAGGAUUGAGGACAAAGCCAAGUUCUGGGGGGCCCUCUUCUUCAGUCUCGUCAAUGUCAUGUUCAACGGGUUAACCGAGCUUGCAAUGACUGUCUUCAGGCUUCCCAUCUUCUUCAAACAGAGGGACUUUCAUUUCUACCCAGCGUGGGCCUUUGGGGUGCCCAUUUGGAUUCUCCGUAUUCCCGUCUCCCUCGUGGAGUCAGGAAUUUGGGUGAUUCUUACUUAUUACACCAUUGGGUUUGCCCCCUCUGCUAGUAGGUUCUUCAAGCAGUUCCUAGCUUUCUUCGGAGUGAAUCAGAUGGCUCUUUCGCUCUUUCGCUUCAUAGCCGGUGUUGGAAGAACGCCGAUUGUUGCGAACACUCUUGGUACCUUCACUCUCCUGUUGGUCUUCAUCCUCGGAGGCUUUAUAGUUGCAAAAGAUGACAUAUUACCGUGGAUGAUUUGGGGUUACUAUAUUUCUCCUAUGAUGUACGGACUUAAUGCCAUCUCCAUCAACGAGUUUCUCGACAAAAGAUGGAGCAAUCCACCUCCUCUCUUUACAGGCCAACCAACAGUAGGGAAGACCCUUCUCGAUGAAAGGGGCCUGUUUACGACUGAAAGCUGGUACUGGAUCAGUGUUGCCGCUCUAUUUGGUUUCUCUGUUCUCUUCACCCUUCUCUUCAUCGCAGUUCUAACUUGGCUGAACCCUCUUGGAGAUAACAAAGCUACAAUGUUGGAGGACGACGAAUCUGAUGAGUCUAACCGCCAAACUCGUUCUCAAGGUAUCAAAAUGCAAGUAAUGAGCUCUGAGACUCAAUCAAGGCGUGGAAUGGUUCUUCCAUUCAAGCCCCUUUCCCUCGCCUUCAAUCACGUGAACUACUACGUUGACAUGCCUGCAGAAAUGAAGACUCAGGGGGUUGAAGAUGCCCGACUCCAGCUCCUAAGGGAUGUCAGUGGAGCUUUCAGGCCAGGGGUUCUGACGGCCCUUGUCGGUGUCAGUGGGGCUGGAAAGACAACAUUGAUGGACGUCUUGGCUGGAAGAAAAACCGGUGGCUAUAUAGAAGGAGAUAUAAGCAUUUCGGGUUACCCUAAGAACCAAGCCACGUUUGCUCGUGUGAGCGGUUACUGUGAGCAGAACGACAUUCACUCACCGCAUGUCACUGUCUACGAGUCACUUCUAUAUUCUGCAUGGCUUCGUCUAGCUAAGGAUGUGAAGACCGAAACACGAAAGAUGUUUGUAGAGGAAGUUAUGGAGUUGGUUGAGCUCAAACCGCUGAGAAAUGCUCUUGUCGGGCUUCCUGGGGUUGAUGGUCUAUCUACUGAGCAGAGGAAGAGGCUUACAAUAGCUGUGGAGUUAGUCGCCAAUCCCUCCAUCAUCUUCAUGGACGAGCCCACGUCAGGGCUGGAUGCUAGGGCUGCUGCUAUUGUCAUGCGUACCGUGAGGAACACCGUGGAUACUGGACGCACGGUCGUGUGCACGAUUCACCAGCCGAGCAUUGACAUUUUCGAGGCCUUCGAUGAGUUGCUUCUAAUGAAAAGAGGAGGACAAGUGAUCUAUGCAGGGCCUCUGGGUCAACAAUCCCACAAGCUCGUCGAAUACUUUGAGGCUAUUCCCGGGGUUCCCAAGAUCGUGGAUGGCUACAAUCCUGCCACAUGGAUGUUGGAUGUCAGCUCCACAGCUGCCGAAACUCAGAUGGAUGUUGAUUUUGCUGACAUUUACGCUAAUUCCAAUCUCUACCGUCAAAAUCAGGAGCUUAUCAAGCAACUGAGCACUCCAGCCCCGGGAUACGAGGACCUGUAUUUUCCGACCCAAUACUCGCAGAGCUUCCUUACUCAAUGCAAGGCUUGCUUCUGGAAGCAGAACUGGUCUUAUUGGAGGAACUCGCAGUACAACGCAAUCCGUUUCCUCAUGACCAUAGUCAUUGGGGUGAUGUUUGGCGUCGUUUUCUGGGACAAAGGGCAGAAACUGGCGACCCAGCAAGAUCUACAGAAUAUGCUCGGUGCUGCCUAUGCUGCAGUUCUCUUCCUGGGAGCCACCAAUGCCUCUGCAGUGCAGACUGUGGUGGCGAUUGAGAGAACGGUCUUUUAUCGUGAACGGGCAGCAGGAAUGUACUCAGAGUUACCUUAUGCCUUUGCUCAGGUGGCAAUUGAGACUAUCUAUGUGGCGAUCCAAACCGCAAUCUACACUCUCAUUUUAUACUCGAUGAUCGGGUUCGAGUGGCAGGCAGAAAAGUUCCUUUACUUCUAUUACUUCAUAUUUAUGUGUUACGCCUACUUCUCCAUGUACGGGAUGAUGGUUGUCGCUCUUACUCCUGGACAUCAAGUCGCUGCCAUUGUCAUGUCGUUCUUCCUCAAUUUCUGGAACUUAUUCUCAGGUUUCCUCAUCCCCCGACCGAUGAUUCCCGUGUGGUGGAGGUGGUACUACUGGGCUUCCCCUGUCGCCUGGACAAUCUACGGCAUCUUUGCAUCUCAGUUCGGUGACUACACCACACCGCUCGUUAUCCCCGGGGAAGAACCGGUUCCGAUUAACGUGUUCCUGAAGGAAUUCUUGGGUUUCGACCAUGACUUCCUCAUUCCCGUGGUUAUUGCCCACGUGGGCUGGGUCCUGCUCUUCUUCUUCGUGUUCGCCUACGGAAUCAAGUUCCUGAACUUCCAAAGAAGAUAGACAGGACACCUUUCAUUUUGUUUAUGAUAGAAUUAUUGUAAUGGUUUUUCAUUAUCCGUUUAUUGUUUUGUCUUUGUCAUUGUGUAA